Messenger RNA from Jaculus jaculus (lesser Egyptian jerboa), 3615 nucleotides. RefSeq names its product cell cycle and apoptosis regulator 2 (gene Ccar2). Gene Ontology annotation, cellular component: DBIRD complex; nucleus. NCBI's taxonomy places the organism in Eukaryota, Metazoa, Chordata, Mammalia, Rodentia, Dipodidae. The coding region runs from base 168 to 2903 and encodes 911 amino acids. Gene Ontology annotation, molecular function: RNA polymerase II complex binding. The record is from RefSeq and is a predicted model, not a curated record. Gene Ontology annotation, biological process: RNA splicing; regulation of DNA-templated transcription. The transcript is spliced from 21 exons.
CCGGGAGCAGCGGCAGCUUCCGACCAGUGGUCGCGCUUCCGGAGAGGCGUUUCCGGCGGCGGCGACAGCGGCGGCGGCGGUGGUUCCGGGUGUCUUUGUCCCCCCGGUGUCGCGGCCCUGGCCCGCAGGUUUUCCCCCCAAGGCGUUGAAAGAAGACAGCAUUCCCAAUGUCCCAGUUUAAGCGCCAGAGGAUCAACCCACUUCCAGGGGGACGCAAUUUUUCAGGCGCAACUUCAACAUCUCUUUUGGGCCCUCCUCCUGGCUUGCUUACAUCUCCUGUGGCCACAGACCUGUCCCAAAAUGCCAGGCACCUUCAGGGCGGGGAGAAGCAGCGCGUCUUCACGGGCAUUGUUACCAGCCUGCAUGACUACUUUGGGGUGGUCGAUGAAGAGGUCUUUUUUCAGCUGAGUGUGGUGAAGGGCAGACUGCCCCAGCUAGGUGAGAAGGUGCUGGUGAAGGCUGCCUACAACCCAGGUCAGGCAGUGCCCUGGAAUGCUGUCAAGGUGCAAACACUUUCUAACCAGCCCUUACUGAAGUCUCCAGCACCUCCCCUUCUGCAUGUGGCAGCACUGGGCCAGAAGCAAGGGAUCCUGGGAGCUCAGCCCCAGUUAAUCUUCCAGCCUCACCGGAUCCCCCCGCUCUUCCCUCAGAAGCCUCUGAGUCUCUUCCAAACAUCCCACACCCUUCACCUGAGCCACCUGAACAGAUUUCCUGCUCGCGGCCCUCAUGGACGUCUGGAUCAGGGCCGAAGUGAUGAUUAUGAUUCCAAGAAGCGCAAGCAGCGGGCUGGUGGAGAGUCUUGGGGUGCUAAGAAGCCAAGGCAUGACUUGCCUCCUUACCGGGUUCAUCUCACACCCUAUACUGUGGACAGCCCUGUCUGUGACUUUCUAGAACUCCAACGCCGUUACCGCAGCCUCCUGGUCCCCUCCGAUUUUCUGUCCGUUCACCUGAGUUGGUUGUCGGCUUUCCCUCUGAGCCAGCCCUUUUCCCUCCACCAUCCGAGCCGGAUCCAGGUCUCUUCGGAGAAGGAGGCAGCUCCAGACACUGGUGCUGAGCCCAGCCCUAUGGACAGUGACCCCACAUACUGUUCCAAGGUACUGCUGCUCUCCUCCCCGGGCCUGGAGGAGCUCUAUCGCUGCUGCAUGCUCUUUGUGGAUGACAUGGCUGAGCCACGGGAGGCCCCAGAGCAUCCUCUGAAGCAGUUAAAGUUUUUGUUGGGCCGGAAAGAAGAGGAGGCAGUGCUGAUUGGAGGUGAAUGGUCUCCUUCUCUGGAUGGCCUCAACCCCCAGACUGACCCGCAGGUGCUGGUGCGCACAGCCAUCCGCUGUGCCCAAGCCCAGACCGGCAUCGACUUGAGCAUUUGCACCAAGUGGUGGCGCUUUGCGGAGUUUCAGUACCUGCAGCCGGGGCCUCCCCGCCGGCUGCACACGGUGGUGGUGUACCUGCCAGACAUCUGGACCAUCAUGCCCACUUUGGAGGAGUGGGAGGCACUAUGCCAGCAGAAAGCCACAGAGGCAGCCCCCCCGUCCCAGGAGGCAUCAGGGGAGGUAGAAUCUACUGAGCAGACCCCUGAAACAUCGGAGCAAACAGCGGUCACUUCUAAACAGAACUCGGAGACAGCAGAGGCCACCACACAGCAAGACGUGGACACUGAUCUUCCAGAGGCCCCUCCACCCCCUCUAGAGCCAGCCAUCAUGGCACGUCCUGGCUGUGUCAACCUGUCUCUCCACGGGAUUGUGGAGGAUCGGAGGCCAAAAGAAAGAAUCUCUUUUGAGGUGGUGGUGCUGGCCGAGCUGUUUCUGGAGAUGCUGCAGAGGGAUUUUGGAUACAGGAUUUAUAAGAUGCUGCUGAGCCUUCCUGAAAAGGUCGUGUCUCCUCCUGAACCUGAAAAGGAGGAGGCGGCCAAGGAGGAAGGGCUCAGAGAGUCCAAGGAUGAGGUACAGAAUGAGGGCACAGCUGCCGAGUCAGACGCCCCACUGAAGGAUGGGCUUCUGCCCAAACCACCCUCUUGUGGAGGAGACGAGGAGGAGAAGCCCCGUGGUGAGGCAGCAGAGGACCUGUGUGAGAUGGCCCUGGGCCCAGACUUGCUGCUUCUGAGGGACGAUGGAGAGGAGGAGUUUGCAGGAACAAAGCUGGAGGACUCGGAGGUCCGCUCUGUUGCCUCCAACCAGUCAGAGAUGGAAUUCUCCUCUCUUCAGGACAUGCCUAAGGAGUUGGACCCCUCAGCUGUGCUCCCUUUGGACUGCCUUUUGGCUUUUGUGUUCUUUGAUGCUAACUGGUGUGGCUACUUGCACCGGCGAGACUUGGAGCGGGCCCUCCUCACGCUGGGGAUCCGGCUCAGUGCUGAGCAGGCCAAGCAGCUGGUCAGCAGGGUGGUGACACAGAACAUCUGCCAGUACCGGAGCCUUCAGUACAGCCGCCCGGAAGCAGCGGACGGCGGGCUUCCCGAGGAGGCGCUCUUCGGAAACCUGGACCUGUUGCCUCCUCCUGGGAAGAGCGCAAAAGCAGGUGCUGUCCCCACAGAACACAAAGGCCUGGUGCCCCACAAUGGCAGCCUGAUCAACGUGGGGAGCCUGCUGCAGCGUGCAGAGCAGCAGGACAGCGGCCGCCUCUACCUGGAGAACAAGAUUCACACACUGGAACUGAAGCUGGAGGAGAGCCAUAACCGUUUCUCAGCCACUGAAAUGACAAACAAGACACUGGCAGCUGAGAUGCAGGAGCUGCGGGCCCGGCUGGGAGAGGCCGAGGAGACGGCGCGGACAGCCGAACGGCAGAAGAACCAACUUCAGCGGCUGCUGCAAGACUUCCGUAGGCGCCUGACCCCAUUGCAGCUUGAGGUGCAAAGGAUGGUCGAAAAGGCCGACAGCUGGGUAGAGAAAGAGGAGCCGGCACCUAGCAACUGAGCACCUGUUCUGUGAGGUCUGUGAUGGAGCCCGAUGACAUUAGAGCCCUUUUGGAACCAGAAAGCAGCUGGAGCAGGGCCUGGGAGCCACAGGCAGGGGUGGCUACGCCCUGUGCUCAGCCUCUGAAGGGGACAUCAAGCCAUCAGAGUGGGGCCUGUGCUAUGUGGACGGAUGUGUAAGGAACCCCAGUUCCAGCUACAACUAAAUACAACAUCUUUUGCACCCCUAGAAUGUCAUUUUGCCCUCAACCUUGGACUCUCCCAGGGCCCUUGUAGUCUUGUGCUGUCUCCUGUCCGCGUCCAGUGUAUAGUAUGACGGGAGGGAAAGGCUUUUCCAGCCCAUGACAGGCCUGAUGCCAGUAACUGAAAGGAACUGAAGUGGAGUCUGGUGGAGGCUGAGAACCCCUUUCCUCUGGACUGCAGAGUCCUGUAGGUUCCAGGAGCAGACUCCUGGGGGCUCUGAGGCCUUUUUGGCGUCGGAGCCCAUGCUUGGAAAGCUGUCAGUGUUGGGUCAAGGUAGCCAAUAGAACACUGUGUUCCAGCCACCCCAGACUUGCCAGAAGAAACCAGCACCUCUUUCUCUGGCUCUUGUGUUCAGAAUGUGGUAUUGGCUCUGGCCCAGCCCUUUUUCCUGUUACCCAUAAUUCUCGCCUCUUUCCAUAAUCUGUGGUUUCAGUUUGACUUUGUAUAUAAAGUUGUUGGGUUUUUUUUUU